AUGUCUUCUAACACUAAUACUGAUAUCUGGCUUGCCGGCGCAUUUGCUGCUUUCACUGUCGACCUACUUGUCUACCCAUUAGAUACUUUAAAGACGCGACUUCAAUCAGAAGACUACCAAAAGUUGUACAAAAAUGUCGAUGGCACCUCCAAGCGCACUCUCUUCCGUGGGCUUUACCAAGGUGUGGGCUCCAUCAUCCUCAUCACGAUCCCAUCCUCCGGCGCAUUCUUCACCACCUACGAAGCUCUCAAAUCCGGCAUAAAUGCCGCCGUUCCGCCCAACUCGACACUAUACCUCCCUCAACCUGCCGUACAUGCUGCCGCCAGCGCUGGCGCUGAAUUAGUGAGCUGUGCGAUUUUGACACCAGCCGAGGUUCUCAAGCAAAAUGCUCAGAUGUUGAGUUCAGGGAAACGAGGGUCUACAUCGUUGCAGGUGCUCCGGCAAUUUAGGAGCAACCCGGCGCGACUAUGGAGGGGAUACACUGCUUUGGCUGCGCGAAAUCUUCCUUUCACCGGCCUUCAGUUUCCCAUCUUCGAAUACUUGAAGGAGCGUUUUAUGAAGAGUAGGAAGGCGAAGAAAGGCGGCGAUCCGGUUGACGGCAUAGCCGAGCGCGCCUGGAUCACUGCCGUGAGUGCUGGUAUCGCCGGAAGCGGGUCUGCAUGGAUCACCACACCUAUCGAUGUUGUAAAAACAAGAAUCAUGUUGGCUGCAGGUUCUGGUGACGACCCUGUACCGUCCAGACCUGACGCAAAGUCCAAAGCAACGACCCUGCUAUACCAAGGUGCUCAAGGCGCUCGUAAAAGUGGUUUUACUGUUGCGCGGGAGAUCAUUGGUAAAGAAGGCAUUCGCGGACUUUUCCGCGGUGCUUUACUUCGAGCGGGUUGGACUGCUCUGGGGAGUGGUCUCUACCUGGGUUGCUAUGAAGGAGGUAGGUUCUAUCUCGAAGGCAGAAGGGAGAGCAUCAACGAAGGAGAUCACGUCAUGGAGCGAGACUGGUCGAAAGUCAAGGUCGGUGUUGGUGGAAGCCGAUCUCAUGAUACCGUCAAAAAGAGUGCCUGGCAGGAGGACUGA
Exophiala bonariae is the source of this 1071-nucleotide messenger RNA. RefSeq lists its product as uncharacterized. Gene Ontology annotation, cellular component: mitochondrial inner membrane. The coding region runs from base 1 to 1071 and encodes 356 amino acids. The transcript is spliced from 2 exons. Gene Ontology annotation, molecular function: S-adenosyl-L-methionine transmembrane transporter activity. Lineage: Eukaryota; Fungi; Ascomycota; Eurotiomycetes; Chaetothyriales; Herpotrichiellaceae. The record is from RefSeq and is a predicted model, not a curated record.